Messenger RNA from Necator americanus (New World hookworm), 372 nucleotides. RefSeq lists its product as uncharacterized. The transcript has a single exon. NCBI's taxonomy places the organism in Eukaryota, Metazoa, Nematoda, Chromadorea, Rhabditida, Ancylostomatidae. The record is from RefSeq and is a predicted model, not a curated record. Bases 1 to 372 code for a protein of 123 amino acids.
AUGGGUAUGGUUGACGUAGAGGACCCAUUUUUCAUCUCCAGUGAAAAUGGUGUCCAGUCAGUCGAAUCUGCGGCUUCUGGAGAGCAGCUGAGUACAGAUGUCCAGUCGUCUUUGGCGGUUGCCGUCGCUCAAUGCAUGUGGGAGCCACUAACCGAGGUUUUUCAACAUUCCGAGAGAUCGCAGUCCAUUGCUCACGGUGGACAGCGAACAGUCCAGACUGGCAGCAAAAUACCGCACACCUUCAUAUGGAUGCUGCUUCGCCAGAUUCUUCAGUUCGUUGAACGAUAUUGCAGUCGGUCGACCAGAGCGAGGCUCAUCUUCGAGUUUCUUGUUUCCGGCUUUGAAGCGCUGGAACCAGCCGCGCACAGAUAG